This is a messenger RNA of Bemisia tabaci, 654 nucleotides long. NCBI's taxonomy places the organism in Eukaryota, Metazoa, Arthropoda, Insecta, Hemiptera, Aleyrodidae. The record is from RefSeq and is a predicted model, not a curated record.
GUCUUUGAGGAGAAAAAAAAAGCCUUUCAGAGCACUUUCCCUCUAGAUAAGCUGAAUUAUUUUGUUCACAGGCAGUGCCGGGCGAAAGCAGUUCAACAGCUGCGACAGAAAGCUUACAUCGUCUGUUGAACGAGUUGAAACUUUUAGAAAAGGAUCGGCAGAAAGAACUAAAUAAGGCCCUCGGAAACCAAGAAUUCAUGAGACACAAACCUAUAUGACCGAAUUUUUAUCCAUUCUAUCGUUUGUGGACUGUCUUUUCAUGGAAUAUCUCUGUUACUAUGAUGCAGUGAAUACAUUGAUCCACUCCGAUGAGGGAUCGGAGGCUUCAAGGAAGGCCAUUAAGACCAUUGAAGCAUCUACUGAGCAGGUAGUCCAAUUCAAUAAUAUAGUAAAAUCGCAGGGUGAAAAGCUCUCUCCACCCAAUUUGAGGAUGACCGAUCAAACGGACCACUUACAAGCUUUAUUCAAAAGCACCAUUGAGAAAAAUGAAGAAAUUGAGGCCCACCUUCGCCCUAAAUUAUCCGAUCCUUCGUUCAAAAAACAUAUGAAGGAAGUGCCGCAUCUACCCGAAGGAGGAGGUGGAAACAAUAGUGAUGUAGGAAAGAUUAUAAGUGCACAUUUUUGCGCAAAAAAAUAAAAAAUUAUAAAAGAUUA